Castor canadensis (American beaver) is the source of this 887-nucleotide messenger RNA. It is a transcript of the gene Chmp4c, whose product is annotated as charged multivesicular body protein 4C. Gene Ontology annotation, biological process: late endosome to vacuole transport via multivesicular body sorting pathway; vesicle budding from membrane. Gene Ontology annotation, cellular component: multivesicular body; ESCRT III complex; cytoplasmic side of plasma membrane. The record is from RefSeq and is a predicted model, not a curated record. NCBI's taxonomy places the organism in Eukaryota, Metazoa, Chordata, Mammalia, Rodentia, Castoridae.
CCAGGAGUGUGUGUCACCUGCCCCGACAACUUGUUGAUCCCCAAGGGCGCCGCCUGUUCCGUCUGGGCGGGCGAGGAUCUCGCUCACCUGUUCCCCAGGUGCGGCCUGGGGAGCUCCGCAGACGCCCCCGGGGUCGCUCGGCCCCUAACUCCACAGCCAUGAGCAAGUUGGGCAAGUUCUUCAAAGGGGGAGGCUCUUCUAAGAGCCGAGCUGCUCCCAGCCCCCAGGAGGCCCUGGCUCGACUUCGGGAAACUGAGGAAAUGCUGGGCAAGAAACAAGAGUACCUGGAGAAUCGGAUCCAGAAAGAACUCGCCCUGGCCAAGAAGCACGGCACGCAGAAUAAGCGAGCUGCAUUACAGGCAUUAAAGAGAAAGAAGAGGUUUGAAAAGCAGCUCACUCAGAUUGAUGGCACCCUUUCUACCAUCGAGUUUCAGAGAGAAGCACUGGAAAACUCACACACCAACACUGAGGUGUUAAGGAAUAUGGGCUUUGCAGCUAAAGCAAUGAAAGCAGUUCAUGAAAACAUGGAUCUAGACAAAAUAGAUGACUUGAUGCAAGAGAUCACAGAGCAGCAGGAUAUCGCACAAGAAAUCUCGGAAGCAUUUUCUCAACGGGUUCAAUUUGGCGAUGGCUUUGAUGAGGACGAGUUGAUAGCAGAACUUGAAGAAUUGGAACAGGAGGAAUUAAAUAAGAAGAUGACAAAUAUCCGGCUUCCAAAGCUGCCUUCUUCUUCUCUCCCAGCUCAGCCAGAGAGAAGGCCCAGCGUGCCUGCCUCCGCACACGCACAUCGAGCCCGAGCAGCAUCUUCCAGGAGGAAAGAAGAAGAUGAUGAUGAUUUCAAACAAUUGGCAGCUUGGGCUACUUAAACUAAAAUGGCAUUUUUUGAU